Messenger RNA from Liolophura sinensis, 5309 nucleotides. Its product is annotated as cadherin-87A-like. Gene Ontology annotation, molecular function: calcium ion binding. Gene Ontology annotation, biological process: homophilic cell-cell adhesion. The transcript has 41 exons. Bases 1 to 5247 code for a protein of 1748 amino acids. The record is from RefSeq and is a predicted model, not a curated record. Lineage: Eukaryota; Metazoa; Mollusca; Polyplacophora; Chitonida; Chitonidae. Gene Ontology annotation, cellular component: plasma membrane.
AUGUCGGCUGAUAUUUAUUAUAUGUAUUAUUGCUGUUUAGCCAGGAGGAUGGGGCGAGUAUAUCCUAAUCUGGCUGCUCUUUUUCUUAUAUUAUUGUGCUCAGAUGUUAUUUUGGCACAAAACUUGGCUCCACAAUUUCUGACAGAUGGAGAUCUUAAAGGUUUUAGGAUUAGAGAAAACACACCUGUUGGUGAUAUAGUUUACACACUGCGGGCCAGGGAUCCUGAGGGACUACCAGUUCUCUAUGGUAUACAGGCUGAUUUCCUAAAGGUUAAUGCUCAGACAGGCAGUGUCAGCGUUAUACGGAAAAUAGAUUAUGAGUCUGCACCUUCCUUCAAUGUGAUUAUCAUUGCCUCAGAUGGCACAAGUGAAACGCGUCAAGACGUCAACAUCCAGGUGAUAGACACCAACGAUGAACUGCCUCUCUUUACAAGAGACAUUUACAAAGACUCUAUUUCGGAGAAUGCAGCUGUUGGUACUACUAUUAUUCAAGACUUGUCCGUGAGAGACCGAGACACCAUCAAUCGGCUUAUAGAAGUCCGCUGUGCCCCAGAAAAGAUAGUUGACAUUGAGGCUCUUGAUACCUGCGAGAAGUUUGGCCUGAAGACUCUUCAAGCUAGUAACUUAAACUGGCAGGGUGUUCUUGUACUGAAAGGAACUGUUGAUUUUGAAUCCCAGAGGUCCUAUCAAGUGCCCAUUGAGUCAUACGACGGAAACCCUGAGAAUAAUGUGACAAUCAGCGUGGAAAUCACCGUAGAGCCUGUACAGGAUACACCACCCAAGUGGGUGUAUGCCCCAAGCCAGUCCAUCAGGGAAAAUGUGGCCAUCGGAUUCCCGGUGACAAAGGUUUCAGCUGUAGAUGGAGAUGAGGGUAACCCUCGUGAGAUAAGAUACGAGAUCUAUGACAGUCGCUUUAACUACUUCACAAUGGACAGUGUGACUGGUCAGAUCAGUACCCGCCCGAGCACUUGUGUUCUGUGUGAAGCAAGGGAGGUACUCAACGGCUCCGUAACUCCUCCACUUCUGGGGGAUAACCCUCAAACAACAGCGGUAACAACAGUACGGAUCACCGUUGAAGACAUCAAUGAUAACCCUCCCACGUUUGACCAAUCAUCAUACACGGUGUCUAUCCCAGAAGAUAUUCCCACAGGAACCGCUCUACCUGGCCUCUUUAUGACUGUUACAGAUUCAGAUUCGCUGUAUCUAUUAGAAGCGGGUGCUGGAACCUCGUACACAUUUCUUCUCCGUAACAACACUCGUGAGUUUGAGGUGUUCCCCGGGAUUGGGCAAGGUACUACCACGGCCAGCAUGAAGGUCAGGGACACCAGCCUGAUAGACUAUGAGAAGGGCCCACGUGAGUACAGAAUGAAGAUUAUUGCUCAGGAAAGAGGAACCCAAGAACUGUUUUCCAGUGAAACCACAGUAACAGUCAGGAUCACGGAUGUCAAUGAUAAUGCUCCCGUCUUCACCAAUUCCAGUUACACGGCCUUUGUCAGAGAGGAUGCUGGGGAGAAUACAUUUGUCAUCAAAGUGUCCGCAACAGACUUGGAUACAACACCAGAGCUAGGGACACCAAGUAUUCGAUACAGUCUGUCUGGUACAGAAUCUGACAAAUUCAGAAUUGAUUCCAUCACUGGUGACGUGACAGUGGGUAACUGUGGCAACAGUUACUGUCUUGACUAUGAACAAGUCAAGUUCUAUGAACUGAUUGUGAUCGCCAAAGACGAGGGUGGUAAAGGUCAAGACGUGCCUGCGAAGCUCAGAAUAAACAUCCUGGAUGUCAAUGACAACCAGCCAGUGUUUCUGAUUGGUCAAUACGGCAGCACCAUCUUGGAGUAUGAGACCUUGCCCGAUCCACCUGUCAAUGUUCAGGCAACAGAUGCAGAUGAAAACUCUGUUAUCCGCUACAUUAUCAUCAACCAGGACGGCACAGACGAAAAUCUCUUCCAGAUCAACGCUACGUCUGGAUCAAUAACUGCCCGCAGACCAGUGCGAUUCAGUGACACUAAACCUAACACCGAUGAAAUCAAGAUAAAGGUGCGGGCCUUUGAUGGAUUGAAGGAGGCAUUUGCUGAUGUCACAUUGACAGUUAUUGACCUUAAUGAUGGACCUCCAUCCUUUCUUGUUCAAAGUUACAAUGCUUCUAUCCCAGAAACCACAAGAGGAGUUGUACCCGUGACCUCCGUUUCGGCUGUGGACGUAGAUUCAACAACAACAGGGGCAGGGGUUAUCACUUACUUUAUCGACGGUGGCGAUCAGGACAAGUUCCAAAUCAGUGGCACUACUGGGGCCAUCACUACCACACCAAAUGCAACUUUCGACUAUGACGUACAAAAUGAAUAUCGUAUGCUGGUGAAGGCCCGUGACAACGGGAACCCGUCCGAGACUGGCACCACAACUGUUGUUGUUUACAUCCUGGACCGCAACAAUAGAAAUCCUUAUUUCCAGCCUGCCAAUCUCCGAGCUGCUGUCUUUGAGAAUGUUGAGAUUAAUUUCAUUGUCACAACGAUAACUGGGCGAGACCCUGAUCGCUACCCUGAGCUGCAUUACUACUUUGGUGAACCAAAGAGAGCUUACAGUCCCACAGGGGGAGAAGUUGAUCGCAGUGUGUAUAACUUUACGGACUUGUUUAUUGUGGAAGAGAGAACUGGCAUUGUCCGAACCAAUCGGAACUUGUCACGUGAUGAGACCUCACUAGUGACCUACCCAAUCAUAGUGGUGGACAGAAACGCGACAACAUGGCAGACUGGCACAGGCACACUUAUCAUUGACAUUAUCGAUGUGAACGACAAGGCACCUGUUUUCAAACCACUAUGGACCGUGGCAGAUCCUGUGUAUUAUCAAGAGUUGGAAGAGGAGAAGGCCCAGGGGACGUUUGUACGUGUCCUUGUGGCCACAGAUCCUGAUGGAGCCAUCGAUAGGUAUGAGAUGGUGAGAAACCCUGGCCAGUUCUUUGACAUCAACCCUCAGACGGGUGAGGUAACUGUGAACAGACGAAUGGAUUUUGACUUCGAUAAGGGUAACCCUCAGCCAAAGAUCUACAACUUUACUGUUCGUGCUUACGACAAUGGCUUAUCUCCCCUUUACUCUGAUGCCACUGUAAUUGUGAACUUGACCAACAUCAAUGACAAUACUCCCAGAUUUUCUAAGGGAAGCUAUUCUGUAAAUAUUAAGGAGAGUGGCUCACCGGACGGGUCCAAACCUGGAGACUUUGUUCUCUCUGUGUUGGCCACCGACUUGGAUGCUGGGCUGUUUGGAGAUGUCCACUAUGGUCUGAGGGACACAGAAACUCGAUUUCAAGUAGAUAGAGACACAGGUAACAUCACAUUGCGGGCUAAUGACCUUGACCGGGAGAUGAACUCUGACAUCACCUUCCAAGUGCUGGCCUAUGAUGGUGACCCAGAUGACCAGAGGACUGCCUCUGUACAGGUGUACGUUACCCUAGAGGAUAUUAAUGACAACCCUCCGGAGUUUACACAGGAUGUCUACGAGAAAACCAUCCCUGAAAUCUAUGGUACAGGACAGACAAUUUUACAGCUGUCGGCAAGGGACAAAGAUAUCAAGGACCAAAACAACCUGGUUUUCGAGUAUGCCAAUACAAGUAUAAAUGCCAUGUUCUACAUUGACCCUGCCCUGGGCUUUGUUGAGCCAGCUCGAUCCUUACAAGGUCGGGCAAACACGUAUGAAAUGCCAAUCGUUGUGAAGGAUAAUGGAGGAAGAAACCCAUACAAAAUGGACACAGCUGUGUUAAGGAUUGUUGUCCAGGCAGUGACGAACCAUCCUCCCAUAUGGGUUAUCCCCCCUAGGGACAACAUGACCAUUUUUGUGUUGGAGGAGCAAUAUUUAGGGAUGAUAGUGUACGAUGUAGAAGCUAAAGAUGAUGACACGGGAGUCAAUUCUAUUGUGGAUUACUCAUUUGAAACUGCCUUGGGGGAUAAUGUGACACGCACACCUGAGUUCAGAAUAAACCCAAUUACAGGUGUGAUCCGAGCUGAGCGGGUGUUUGACAGAGAGGAACGUGACAGAUACACACUUGUUUUAGUUGCUCGUGACAGAGGUGGACUGAAAAACACGAUUUUCCUGAGAAUUGUCAUCAUGGACGUCAACGAUCACCUGCCCAGGUUUUACCCAAAGGUGUUCUCUAGAUCCAUACCUGAGGAUAAGAAGUUAGGAACGCCUGUGAUCACUCUCACAGCCACUGAUGAAGAUAACCUGCCCAAUGCCAAGACUGUCUACUAUUCCAUCAUAGCUGGAAAUGAAGAUGGCAUGUUCAGCAUUGGUCAGAAGAAUGGAACUAUUAUGCUGAUAAAGGGUUUAAAUGCCGAGGUCAAGUCCUCUUACACUCUAGAAAUCUUGGGAUAUAACAAUGUGAGUGAUUACAGUGUAAUCAGCAAGCGAUCUCUGCCACAGAACAUGGCUACAGUCCACAUCCAGGUCACCGACAUCAACGACAAUGCACCUCGCUUCACACAAUCAACGUUCUUUGCUUGUGUGUCAUCAAGCGCUGCACUGGACACAAACAUCUUGCAACUGACCGCAGAAGAUGCCGACAGUCAGAAUGUGCUCACUUACACGAUGUCUGGCACUAACCAGUUCAUUGUACAGUCAAGCAGUGGCAUGAUCACAAACAAAGCUCUGUUGGGGAAGGAAGCAGGGAAGACGUACAGUUUUGAGGUGACAGUUACUGAUGGUGCCACUACAGACACGGCCAAAGUGGAGCUGUUCGUGACAAAUGCUGACAAUGAAGCCAUGAUCGUGUUGGCUCAGCCCCCAGAGGAAGUUCGCGGAAUCAAGACAGAGCUGGAGAAUCAGCUGGCGGUACUUCUAUCCAAGAAGGAAAAUGAUCGAGAUACCAAAGUAUGCAUCUCCCGUAUUGAGAGCCACAUCGGAAGUGAUGCCUCAGUCAACACAGCCUGGUCUGACGUUUACUUCCACGGAUUGUACCGCACCUCUAAUGGCAUAUUUGUGGCCAUUGCCUCCUCUGAGUUAGCCACACUCACCCAGGCGGUGGUUAGUGAUCCCACCAAUGCUGCAGACCUCAGUAUUUUCUAUGUGCGACAGGUCGGGGUGAAUCCUGCUGCAGGUGAGGCAGUGUUUGUGAGCACGCCCACACUGGUGGUCAUGAUAAUCCUCAUUAUUCUCUUGGUUCUCGCUAUUCUCCUCUGCAUCUGCUGCUGUUGUUGCAUCCGCAAAAAACAUAGAGAUGACAAGGACAAACUUUUUGGAGGAGGUGCCAGCCACAUGUAAGUAUAUGUCUGCACACUGUUCCUGAGUUCUGCUGCACAUUUUCUAUCAAGAUUGGUAAUUUU